AUGCUCAUUCCUACCAGCAGCAGCCCCAAGCCAAAGGAGUUUGACUCCAUUGAAUCGACGAUCGAGGCUUUCGGACGUGGAGAGUUCAUUGUUGUGUUGGAUGACCAGAACCGUGAGAACGAGGGCGAUCUGAUCAUCGCCGCCGAGGAUCUUACCACCGAGAAGAUGGCAUUCAUGGUCAGGUACACCAGCGGUCUGAUUUGUGCACCCGUUACUUCCAAGAUUGCGGCCGAGCUGGAAUUGCCUCAGAUGGUCGUUGAUAAUGCGGACCCCAACCGUACCGCAUAUACCGUGUCGAUCGAUGCAGACGAUGAGUCCGUGUCCACAGGGAUCUCAGCUCAUGAUCGAGCAUUGACCUGUCGAACUCUGGCUAGCAACAAAGCCACGGCCGCCAGUUUCCGACGACCUGGACAUGUGUUCCCCCUCAGGGCCAGAGACGGUGGUGUUCUUGAACGCACCGGCCAUACGGAAGCGGCUGUCGAAUUCUGUCGACUAGCAGGGAAGGCACCAGUGGGAGUCAUCUGCGAAAUGAUCGAGGAUGGAGAAGUGGUCCCUGGCGAGACGGCGAUGCGUGAGCCGGGCAUGAUGAGACGAGAUGCUUGUUUGGCGUUUGGGAAGAAAUGGGGCCUCAAGACUUGCACGAUUGAAGAUUUGGUUGAUUAUGUCGCCAACGCUGAAGGUAAGAAGUUGAGCAAUGGUGUUAAUGGCCACCACCAUUGA
Molecule: messenger RNA, 720 nt
Organism: Exophiala aquamarina CBS 119918
Lineage: Eukaryota; Fungi; Ascomycota; Eurotiomycetes; Chaetothyriales; Herpotrichiellaceae
Product: 3,4-dihydroxy-2-butanone 4-phosphate synthase
Exons: 1
Coding region: 1-720 (239 amino acids)
Biological process (GO): aerobic respiration; riboflavin biosynthetic process
Cellular component (GO): mitochondrial intermembrane space; cytosol
Molecular function (GO): 3,4-dihydroxy-2-butanone-4-phosphate synthase activity
Source: RefSeq, a predicted model, not a curated record